AGCUGCAGUGUCGCUGUAGAGCAAAGGGGAUUGAUAGCUAGCUAGCCGCGCGAUGCCUCCCCUCCCCUAACCUUUCCGUCUUCCUCCUCUCCUCUCCCUCUCCCUCUCCCCACGGUCCCAACAAGCUCUCCUCCCUCCGCCUGCUUUCCCCUCCCCUCCUCCAAAUCCCGUGCAAAAGCUGGGAUCUUUUCAAUUAGCCCAAGGAGGGUACUAGUGCUACAUGAGAUCAUGAGCUCCGAGGACUCGCUCAAGUCGCUGUCGCUCGACUACCUCAACCUGCUCAUCAACGGCCAGGCGUUCAGCGACGUGGCCUUCAGCGUGGAGGGCCGCCUCGUGCACGCGCACCGCUGCGUGCUCGCCGCGCGGAGCCUCUUCUUCAGGAAGCUCUUCUGCGGCCUCGACCCGAGCCACCAGCCUCCGCCGCCGCCUCUCAACUGGCCAAACGCGGGAGGCGGCAGCGGUGGCGGUGGCGGUGGCGGCUCACGUGGGGGCAGCGGGGGUGCCCCUGCCACGCCCGAGCUGGUCAUCCCCGUCAGCUCGAUCCGGUACGAGGUGCUGGUGCUGGUGUUGCAGUUCCUCUACAGCGGCCAGGCGUCGGUGGCGGCGCCCAAGAGCGGGCCGCUACCCGGCUGCGGCGCCAGGGGAUGCUGGCACACCCGCUGCGGCGCCGCCGUCGACCUAGCCCUCGACACCCUCGCCGCCGCCCGCUCCUUUGGCGUUGAGCAGCUCGCCUUGCUGGUCCAGAAGCAAUUGGAGAGCAUGGUGAAGGAGGCGUCCGUGGAUGACGUGAUGAAGGUACUCAUGGCGUCGCGCAAGUUCGAGAUGCAGGAGCUCUGGGCCACCUGCUCCCACCUCGUCGCACGCUCGGGCCUCUCCGCCGACCUCCUCGCCAAGCACCUCCCCAUCGACGUCGUCGCCAAGAUCGAGGAGAUUCGCGCCAAGUCGCCACUUGCCGGAGGCGGCGCCUCCCAGCCGCGCUCGCCGUUCCUCACCCACCACUAUUUGCCCAUCAACAACGGGCCGUCUUCCGCCGCCGACCGCGACCACAAGAUCCGGCGCAUGCGUCGUGCCCUCGACGCGGCCGACAUCGAGCUCGUCAAGCUCAUGGUCAUGGGCGAAGGCCUGGACCUCGAUGACGCGCUCGCGGUGCACUACGCCGUGCAGCACUGCAACCGCGACGUCGUCAAGGCACUCCUGGAGCUCGGAGCCGCCGACGUCAACUCCCGCGCCGGCCCGACGGGGAAGACCCCGCUGCACCUGGCUGCUGAGAUGGUGUCCCCGGAUAUGGUGUCCGUGCUCCUCGACCACCACGCCGACCCCAACGCCAGGACGCUCGACGGCGUCACGCCGCUGGACGUGCUCCGGGGCCUCACCUCGGAGUUCCUCUUCAAGGGCGCCGUGCCAGGGCUCACCCACAUCGAGCCCAACAAGCUGAGGCUGUGCCUCGAACUCGUGCAGUCAGCGGUCAUGGUAACCACGCGUGACGACGGCGGGGGAGGCGAUGGCGGCGGCGCUGGGGGAAGCGACGGCGGAAAUUUCGGCCGGGGCGACGCGGACGACAGCCUGGUGAGCCUGACCAUGAAUUCCACGCUCAUGUACCAGGGCCAGGAGAUGGCGGCGCCGCCGGUGGCCGGCGAGGCGAGGAACAAAGGGAACAACAACGGCCGCGCGAGCCCCUCCAACUUGUACUUCCCCAAUGGCUUCCCAUGAUGGUCGUCAACAACUCCGGCCGGCCGCCUCAGUGUUCUAGCUGCUUGUCGCUCCUAUCACACAUGCAUAUCUCCGUCCUCCUCCUCUGGCUCUCGAUCGAUCGAUCUAUGGUGAUGAUUAAUUCUGUUGCAUCAUCGUUGGACAUGGAUCGAUCCAUACGAUGGUGCAACUGUAUCGCUAGGGAUUGAAAGGGUCGACAUAUGAUCGAGUGUGCAAUGCAUGCAUGGCCAAGAACUUGAUGGUAUUUGAUGUGGAUUCUUCUUCGAUCUUUUCGCAUGAUUGGCAAGUCCAGCAACUGUUGCUAAUUUGUUCAAACCAGUGGUCAAGGUUUCUCAUAAAGUAGUCAAUGUUCAUCUUAA
This is a messenger RNA of Aegilops tauschii subsp. strangulata, 2069 nucleotides long. Its product is annotated as BTB/POZ domain and ankyrin repeat-containing protein NH5.2. NCBI's taxonomy places the organism in Eukaryota, Viridiplantae, Streptophyta, Magnoliopsida, Poales, Poaceae. Gene Ontology annotation, cellular component: nucleus. Gene Ontology annotation, biological process: plant organ development; regulation of DNA-templated transcription; induced systemic resistance, jasmonic acid mediated signaling pathway. The record is from RefSeq and is a predicted model, not a curated record. Gene Ontology annotation, molecular function: protein binding; transcription cis-regulatory region binding.